UUUUCGUACUCCCAUUUCCUGCUAUGUUGCUCGCUCCAGAUUAGGGUUCUUUAACUUCAAUUCAUCUUUUCUUUGUCUUUAUUGAUUUCCCCUUUUCUUCUCUUUCAUAUGUAGUCGUUGAAUCAAGAAACCCUGCUCUGAUUUGAUUCCUGAAAGACCCAUGUACAUAGCUUAGGUAUCAGUAAAUCCCUCGUCUUGUCUUUGUCUGAGAGGCUAGUUUGUAGUAUUUGAUGCUUUUGGAUGAUGUCGGAAGCUAAUAUUAGCAAUCAGCGUCAUCAUCAAGCCCCGACGUACGAGCCUGCAAAUUUACAGCACCACCAGCAGCAACAAGGAAUUGCUAUCAAUAAUAAUGAUGACGAGGGUAAUCAACAUCAUAUGGUUGAAGAUGUAGUAGUAGAGGAAGACGAUGACGUUGCCGGAGGGGAAGAAGAGUCUAUAGACAACCCUAGCCAGAUCCGUUACGAUCACCACAACCCCCAUCAUCAACACCAUGAUUUACGGAACGGCGUUGCCCUCGAAGGCGGCAUGGAGGAAAUGAGUGCUCCGCCGCAUGCUUUAUAUGUGCAGGACUCUGAAAUUCAGCCGCUUGCGGUGGGCGGUGGAGGCGCUGAUCAGCUUACCCUCUCAUUUCAGGGUGAAGUUUACGUGUUUGAUGCUGUUUCACCUGAAAAGGUGCAAGCUGUGUUGUUACUCUUGGGUGGAUAUGAAGUACCCACCGGUGUCCCUUCUUUAGGAAUGCCUCCCCAAAAUCAAAGGGAUUUGGCCGAAUUUCCUACAAGGUCAAGUCAACCUCAAAGGGCAGCCUCCUUGAGUCGGUUCAGGGAGAAGAGAAAAGAAAGAUGCUUUGAUAAGAAAAUACGAUACAGUGUGCGGAAGGAAGUUGCUCUGAGAAUGCAGCGUAAAAAAGGUCAGUUUACGUCAUCCAAGGCAAUUUCUGAUGAAGCGGGUUCAGCUUCUUCUGAUUGGAAUGGUGGUCCCAGCCAGGACGAAGAAACAACAUGUAGGCACUGUGGUAUCAGCUCGAAGUCCACUCCAAUGAUGCGCCGUGGACCUGCUGGCCCAAGAACUUUGUGCAACGCAUGCGGGCUCAAAUGGGCCAACAAGGGAGUUCUACGAGACCUCACCAAGGUUUCAGCAUCAGGAACUCAGGACCCUGCUGGAAAGCCCAUUGAGCAGAGUGAUGGUGAAGCAAACAACUUGGAUGCCAUAAAUGCAAAUGCUGUUAUGGUGGUCUCUAAUGGAGACACCUCGGCUGUGACUGCUGAAAGGUGAGCUAAGAGUUUCGAAAACCCCCCUGAUAUUGAAGUUAAAAAGAUGUAAAAUAAAGAGAAAAUGUUUUCGGUUUAAAAAACUUGGUGGUUACAGAGACUUGUAGACGGGUUGUCACAUUAAUGACAGCCACAGGUAUAUAAGACUGUAUGAUAGCGAUGGUAGUUGUAGGUCGGACCGAGGAAUGUAUGGAGUUUAUUUGUAUCUCUGAUAGUUGAUCUCAUUGAACACUGAAUGCAUUUGAGUCUGUUGGUAUUAUGUUCAUGGGCUUCUU
Messenger RNA from Cynara cardunculus var. scolymus (artichoke), 1543 nucleotides. RefSeq names its product GATA transcription factor 24-like. The record is from RefSeq and is a predicted model, not a curated record. Bases 241 to 1272 code for a protein of 343 amino acids. Gene Ontology annotation, biological process: regulation of DNA-templated transcription. Gene Ontology annotation, molecular function: sequence-specific DNA binding; protein binding; zinc ion binding. The transcript is spliced from 7 exons. NCBI's taxonomy places the organism in Eukaryota, Viridiplantae, Streptophyta, Magnoliopsida, Asterales, Asteraceae.